AUGGCCUCACUGGCAGAGCUUUCCUUACCAUCCAUCAGCAACCUGGCCAGCCUGGGGCUGGGGCCCCUGCAGGACACACAGACCAGGAGCCACAAGAUAACAGUCUUAUCUGUUCCCUCCAGUCCCAGGGCCCAGGAAUGGUCUCCUCCACAGUGGUGGCAAGUAGAUGAGGCUCAGGACUCGGAGCUCCAAGGUGCCAGUCACUGGCCCUACCAGGUGAAACAGGAACAUCGGGACCCAGGACCCUGGCUUGAGCAAGUUGAAGGGGACAGAGGGGCAGAGGGGGAUGACCCCUGCUGGGACCUGGAUUUCUUCCUCACCAACUUCCCUGGGCCAGGACCCGGACCAGGGCCAGGGCCAGGGCCAGGGCCUGAGCUCUGCCUAGCUCAUCCCUGUGGCCUGUUCCCUGAGGGCCCUGGCCUUGUAGCUGAGCUCCAGGAACCUAAAGAGCAACCCAGCUGGGGCUGCUCAGCACCUCAGCCCCUGGCCAAUGAGGCAGUGCCCUUUGGAACAAACCCCUUGCCCCCAGGCCCUAUCCCCAGUUUCAAAGCCCAGACUGGGCUACCCCCAUUCUCAGCCUCCUGCAUUAGGGAUGAAGGGGGCAGCUUCCCUCAGCCUGGGACUGGAUAUGCAGGAUCCGCAGCUCCAGUGAUGACCCCUUAUGGGUUGUUGGGGACAUACUCUGCCUUCUACCCAGCUCCUCACUACCAAGCCCGGUUCCAGCUAUAUAGAAGAGAGCCUGGACCAAGCUCCAGCCCUGGGCCAGGACAGUUGGCCUUCUUGGGUCCCCCAGCACCCCCUGAGCCAGGGGAUGAGGCCUCUAGGCCUAAGCGGAGUCGUCGACCUUGGGCCCGGAAGCGCCAGGCAGCCCAUACCUGUGGACAUCCAGGCUGUGGAAAGACUUACACCAAGAGUUCCCACCUCAAGGCCCAUCUAAGAACCCACACAGGGGAAAAGCCUUAUGCUUGCACCUGGGAAGACUGUGGCUGGAAGUUUGCUCGCUCUGACGAGCUGACCCGGCACUACCGAAAACAUACUGGACAGCGCCCUUUCCAGUGCCAGCUGUGUUCACGCGCCUUCUCCCGUUCGGACCACCUGGCCUUGCACAUGAAGCGCCACCUGUGAGGUCCAGUGGGCUAAGCCUGGCCUCCGAAAACAAGAUGGAGCCCCAGGCAGAGCCUGGGAUAAGCCACAGAGGGAGGAAACCAAACUUAA
This is a messenger RNA of Trichosurus vulpecula (common brushtail), 1215 nucleotides long. RefSeq names its product Kruppel like factor 1 (gene KLF1). NCBI's taxonomy places the organism in Eukaryota, Metazoa, Chordata, Mammalia, Diprotodontia, Phalangeridae. The transcript has 4 exons. Gene Ontology annotation, molecular function: DNA-binding transcription factor activity, RNA polymerase II-specific; RNA polymerase II cis-regulatory region sequence-specific DNA binding. The coding region runs from base 1 to 1125 and encodes 374 amino acids. Gene Ontology annotation, biological process: regulation of transcription by RNA polymerase II. The record is from RefSeq and is a predicted model, not a curated record.